This is a messenger RNA of Manis javanica (Malayan pangolin), 1147 nucleotides long. The record is from RefSeq and is a predicted model, not a curated record. Lineage: Eukaryota; Metazoa; Chordata; Mammalia; Pholidota; Manidae.
AUGUCCUUAGCACGCCUCCUCACCUGUGCGGAGCGCAGCCGCGCAGCAUCCCCGCAGCUUCCUGUUUCCGCAGCGGCGGCCCCGCGUGUCGCGGUGGCCCCGGGAACCCCGCCCCGGCGGCCUGUGCCGCGCGGAGGCACCGGACUCGUCCUGGAGAGGCCCGGCCGGCGCCGGCGUUCGGGAACGCAGGCUUCGGCGCCUGGCCGGCCGGGCCUCCACGAGCUGCGCGCUGGGCGACAGCGCGACGCGGGCUCCACUGCAGUGCUGACAACAGGACCAAAGAAAGGCGAGGCCGUCACUUGGCGGCGUCUUCCUCCAAGACGCUGGCCCAGGGCGCCAUCCUUGUGUUUUCUAGACGCUUCUAUCGGCUUAGUACUUGGUUCUGCCGCUCGUCCGAACCCCCAGGUAGUCGCUGCAAACGGUGGCGUACUGGGGACGAGGACUGCCCCAGGCAGGCGAGGGGAGCGCGCUCGCGGGGCCCGGGAGGGGGCGCCGCAGGCCGCCGGGGGCGAUCGUCCUGACAGGAGGCCCCUGGCGUUCUCCGCGCGCCGGGACAGGGGGCUCCCCACAGCCGUGCGCUCCGCCCGCCGCCCCCGGCGCUGGCCUGCCGGCCGCUGCCGCAAAACCGCCCGGAGCCGCGGGCGCAGGCGGGAGCGCGUCGCGGCGGGCCGCCUUGAGGAGCCGGCGCCGGGCACCGUCGGGAGGCCCCGGGUGGCGCGCCCCCGCGCCCUGCCAGGCCACCUCCUGGGGGUCCUCCACGGUCUCUCGCCUUCACCUUCUCCUGGACCUCACGGAAUGUGAGAGGAGACGAUCAAAAUCCCACUGGAAGAGACAGAGGCCAUUCUGCCUUAGCUACUUUUCCACCAAGCAGGAAGAAAAAGGCUCCCACCUUCCACCUCCCAGCUACAGCCCAGCCGAUGACAGACUAUCACAACUCAACCAAUGAGAAGCCAUGAUACAUGGGACUCCCAGUUUACUCCAGCAGAUUUUCUGCUUAGAAACAGCCUCCUAACAGGGCACUUUUCCUCUAUAAAAGAGCCCCCUCUCCUCUGUUCUCCAGACUUGCCUAUGAUUCUUCUGUAGCUUGAAUGUCCUGCAUUGUAAUUCCCUGCUAUUGCUGAAUAAACCUGUUUUUGUUGGUAAAAUA